GUCUCUCUUAAUAUAUUCAAAAAACUCACAUCAACAUUAAAAACUCAUCACACUUCUUUUAGCUCCAUCGAUCUCUCUAUAGGCUUCUUCAUUAUAAAAAAAGAAAAGAAAAAAACUAAAGAUGUCUUUCGUUGCAAACUUGGUCAUCAAGAGCUUUGACCGUGCUUCCACAGUAUGUGUUGAAGAUGUGGUGGAUAGUUUUCGAGCAGCAUAUGUUGAGAAUGGUGGUGAUGACGACGACAGUGGCUACGAUUAUGCUCCUGCUGCGUGAUUGUCCGCUACUCCGCUGUUAGUAUCUAAAUGUAAUUUAGGAGGGGAAAGGAGAGAGAAAGAGAUUAUAAGGUGUUUUAGAUAUCUAGCUAGGCCAUGUAUGUUAUGUACUAGAUAGUGUGGUGAAUUUUCUUGUAGAUGUAACAUACCCAUGACGGUAGUAGCAAAAUCAUCUCUUCCUUAACCAUAUUCACAUUUUUGUCUUUCAAGUUUGGAAACUAGUUUAACGUUUCAUUAUACUAAACGAUAUUUUUAGUUCCCUGAAAUUUACUUGUGUUGGUGUUUUCUCAUCGAUUUUGUGUGGUGGUUUAGUAUUCACUUUAUCCAUUUAUGCCACAUUCAAUUUUUUAACCGAAGAAAGCCGAAUCUAAAGUGUAAUCGAACAGGUUUAUUUUUCAAGAUUUGAACUUGUGAAGUAUUUUUUUUUUUGUAUGAAUGUAAAAUUGUAUUCAUAAAAAAAUCGUUUGUACAAUGAAUGAGUCUUAAGAGUUAACUCAAAAACAUUUUAAAGAAUCUAAGGGCCACAGGUGGAGAACCAAUAACAGAGACCCUCCGCAUAAGCCAAAUUUCCCGAGAGUUGAAGAGAGCUGAACCGGUUUCUAACGUUUUUAUCAAUGAUGCGCACAAGUUGGGUUGGCGGA
This is a messenger RNA of Camelina sativa (false flax), 911 nucleotides long. RefSeq lists its product as uncharacterized. NCBI's taxonomy places the organism in Eukaryota, Viridiplantae, Streptophyta, Magnoliopsida, Brassicales, Brassicaceae. The record is from RefSeq and is a predicted model, not a curated record.